Molecule: messenger RNA, 2092 nt
Organism: Plodia interpunctella (Indianmeal moth)
Lineage: Eukaryota; Metazoa; Arthropoda; Insecta; Lepidoptera; Pyralidae
Exons: 13
Coding region: 84-2081 (665 amino acids)
Source: RefSeq, a predicted model, not a curated record
UUUAGCCACUACAAUGAAUAGUAAUCUGUAACUGACAGAAUUUUAUAAAAGUAUUAAACUGAAUAAAUAUUUCAAAAAUUGUGAUGAAACGUGUUUUUGUCCUAACAUUUUAUGUUGUCAAUUUAGGUUUGCAAGUGAAUACCAACUCGGCGGUAUCCAGAUUCCGCAUAUUGGCUCCUGAAUUCGUUUGUCCGAAAGAUAAUAAUGCUGUUAUUGAAAAACCCGACAAUACUGUUAUUACAUUACAAAGCAACGUUGGAUCGGAAUUGCAAGUUCGGUGGACCGUGCGAUGGAAACCGCUCAACGCGCCCACGCAGCGCUUUACGCUGCAGCUUUGGAAAACGGUGCGAGCGCUUGAAGCGAAGCUGAACGGACCACAGCCAGAGCCUUCCGUGUUUGACAUCGAAAAUAGUGAACUGCUAAGCGGUGUAGACUACACCUUCGACGUAUCAGAAGUAGGACAGGAUGAGGCUGAAACCAAGACAUUCCAUAUUGACAACACGCGGGGCGACCAGAAGCUUCAUAUUGACGGCAGGAAUGACAUGGUAUCAGUGAUCCUGGUGGGCGGACAGCAGACUUAUGUGGAUGUGGAAUUCGAGCUGGAGGCUCAAGUUACUGUGUGCUUCCCCACUCAAAACUACUAUUUAAUUUGGAAUGUAGCAAGUGACUCCGGUGACGUAGUAAAUGUGUCCCGAACUGCCGGUACGCGGCUUCGAAUCCCGCGGGACACCCUGCAAUAUGGCAGCACAUAUCAUGCGCACUGCCAGCUUGUCAGCCAGAGCGACGGACACUUUAUUACCCAGACAGGUGUAGCUUUCAAAGUUCCGCCGCGGGGAGUGGAAGUGUAUCUCAAUUUUGAUUACUUGGUCAUCAGCGCGGACCAACCUUUGACUGUGGAAGCCACUGUGGUCAACCAUGACAACUACGAUCAAAUAUCGUUACAAUGGACGUGUUCUCAUGAAAAUGAAAGUUGCGAACAUUUGGGCUUUAUUAAUGGAAGCUCAAUUCUGUUCCCGUCAGGACUGUUAGACCCAGGCGAUUACUAUAUAACCCUGGCAGUCGGCGUGAUGAAUGAGAUCACAACAACAAACGCCACAAUAAUUGCUGUAGAUACCGAGUUACCAGUAAUACAGGUUGUUCCACUUCAUAGGACUCUAAAUGAAGGCAACAUCAUUGCCCUCACCGCUACCGCCUCCAAUAUAUCUCCUACUUGCAGCCUCACUUGGUACUUCGCUUCUCAAGAAUACCUCUCGUACAACGAACUUCUAGUUAAUGAUACUUGUGAAGAAUGUCAGCACGGGGAAGCAAUAACCGACGCCUUGACAAUCCAGUCACUAGAGGAAAACUUCCUCAACGAGCUAAUAGAUUACUCUAACGAAACCGAGUGGAGGCAGAUCACCGCCGAAUUCGAAGCGAAGGCGGGUCGCGCACGCUUCGUCGUUCAGUGUGGCUGCUCCCUUACAUUCAACUGUGAUAGAAAAGGCGUAGUGUACGCUGAUAUCCAUUUUGAGAUCAAUGAGAGCCCUAAAGCUAGUGAACUGAUGAUAUCACCAGAGAGUGGAACAGCAAUGGAAACGAUAUUCCGGAUCAGCACUCUUCCGGCCGUUGACCCCGACGGCAUACUCCGGUACAGCUUCUACUGCAGGGUCGGAGAAGAUUCCUUGCUCUUGGGCUCCUAUGUCGAUUACAGAGCCGUUGAAACACUCCUUCCUUAUAUUGAUGGUGGCAUAGAUGUGUGGGUAGAAGUGUGCGACGUCCUUGGCGCCUGUUCCUCUAGUGACGUCAAGAUUGUGAGUCUGGCUGCAGGCGAAGGUCGCACUGUGGCGACCCUGGUCGAGGAUGCUGCAGCUCACGUCAGGAGGUGCGAGCUGAUGCUUCUGAGCAGGGUUGUGGUGUCUGCUAUCGUUACUUACACUAAUGCCGACCAGUCUGAACCAUUAGCAAUGUUCAAUGCAGCACUCAUGCAAUCCCUGCAAGAUAUUGACAAAGACAAAUGCCUCCAAGAUAAUUACGAUCAUUUUGUGAACCUAGUGAAUUGGCUUCAAAUACAUGGAGUAGAUACUGGAAACAUCACUUAUUGAAAGAUAUUAAA